Molecule: messenger RNA, 780 nt
Organism: Cetraspora pellucida
Lineage: Eukaryota; Fungi; Glomeromycota; Glomeromycetes; Diversisporales; Gigasporaceae
Source: the annotation of a GenBank genome assembly
AUGACUUUUGUAAAAAAACUCAUUAAUAAAUUAAACAAAAAAACAAAUAUUGAAGAUAAAAUUGAACAGGAUAAUUCAUGGUCGAAUUAUAUUGAAAAAAAUAAAAAUUCUUGGAAUGUUGAAGAAAAUGAAAACUCUUGGAAAUUUGAAGAAAAUGAAAACUCUUGGAAAUUUGAAGAAAAUGAAAACUCCUGGGAUGAAAAAAAUAAUGAAUCUUCUUGGUCAACUAACGAAAAAGAAAUUCUUGAAACCUCUUUCACAUUAAUUGAACAAGAAAAUCCAUUUGAUAAUACAUUAAUUAUUAAAGAAACUAAUAUAAAAAUAUGUCAAUUAGAAAUACAAUUUCUAUUAAUAAAAUUACAACUUGCAGAAGAAGAUAUUAUUAAAUAUAUUGAUCCAUUUCAAAUAUGUUAUAGUCAACGACAAAUUAAUAAUACCUUUCAGAUAGGUAAUGAUAUAGAAAAUACUAUUAACGAUCUUGUUAAUAACAAAAUUAAAAUAGAAAAUUUUCCUAUUAUACAAAUUUGUAUAAUAGAUGAUAUAUUUUAUUCAUCAGACAAUAGAAGACUUUAUUGCUUUAAAGAAGCAAUAAGAAGAGGAUUAAAUAUUAAAAAAAUACCUGUAAAUAUAAAACGUAUAUCAGAUCUUAACAUAAAUUGGAAAAUGAAAGGCAAUUAUAAAAUUGUUAAACAUAAUGAUUAUAGAAAUAUAAUUGUUAGUCCUUUUGCAAAAAAUGGAAGAGUUAUUGAUAAAAAAGGAUAUUGGGAAUAUCGAGAAUAA